Molecule: messenger RNA, 3065 nt
Organism: Rattus norvegicus (Norway rat)
Lineage: Eukaryota; Metazoa; Chordata; Mammalia; Rodentia; Muridae
Gene: Glp1r
Product: glucagon-like peptide 1 receptor
Exons: 13
Coding region: 17-1408 (463 amino acids)
Biological process (GO): G protein-coupled receptor signaling pathway; hormone secretion; adenylate cyclase-activating G protein-coupled receptor signaling pathway
Cellular component (GO): membrane; plasma membrane
Molecular function (GO): glucagon receptor activity; G protein-coupled receptor activity; glucagon-like peptide 1 receptor activity
Source: RefSeq, marked provisional
UCCUGAGCGCCCCGCCAUGGCCGUCACCCCCAGCCUGCUGCGCCUGGCGCUCCUGCUGCUCGGGGCGGUGGGCAGGGCCGGCCCCCGCCCCCAGGGUGCCACGGUGUCCCUCUCAGAGACAGUGCAGAAAUGGAGAGAGUAUCGGCACCAGUGCCAACGUUUCCUCACGGAAGCGCCACUCCUGGCCACAGGUCUCUUCUGCAACCGAACCUUUGAUGACUACGCCUGCUGGCCAGAUGGGCCCCCAGGUUCCUUUGUGAAUGUCAGCUGCCCCUGGUACCUGCCGUGGGCCAGUAGUGUGCUCCAAGGGCAUGUGUACCGGUUCUGCACGGCCGAGGGUAUCUGGCUGCAUAAGGACAACUCCAGCCUGCCCUGGAGGGACCUGUCGGAGUGCGAAGAGUCCAAGCAAGGAGAGAGAAACUCCCCUGAGGAACAGCUCCUGUCGCUGUACAUUAUCUACACGGUGGGGUACGCACUUUCUUUCUCUGCCUUGGUCAUCGCUUCAGCCAUCCUUGUCAGCUUCAGACACUUGCACUGCACCAGGAACUACAUCCACCUGAACCUGUUUGCGUCCUUCAUCCUCCGAGCACUGUCCGUCUUCAUCAAAGACGCUGCCCUCAAGUGGAUGUAUAGCACGGCUGCGCAACAGCACCAGUGGGAUGGGCUCCUCUCGUAUCAGGACUCUCUGGGCUGCCGACUGGUGUUCCUGCUCAUGCAAUACUGCGUGGCGGCCAACUACUACUGGUUGCUGGUGGAAGGCGUGUAUCUGUACACACUGCUGGCCUUCUCGGUGUUCUCGGAGCAGCGCAUCUUCAAGCUGUACCUGAGCAUAGGCUGGGGAGUUCCGCUGCUGUUCGUUAUCCCCUGGGGCAUUGUCAAGUAUCUCUACGAGGACGAGGGUUGCUGGACCAGGAACUCCAACAUGAACUAUUGGCUCAUCAUACGCUUGCCCAUUCUCUUUGCAAUCGGGGUCAACUUCCUUAUCUUCAUCCGGGUCAUCUGCAUCGUGAUAGCCAAGCUGAAGGCUAAUCUCAUGUGUAAGACCGACAUCAAAUGCAGACUCGCGAAGUCCACUCUGACGCUCAUCCCGCUUCUGGGCACGCAUGAAGUCAUCUUUGCCUUUGUGAUGGACGAGCACGCCCGAGGAACCCUACGCUUCGUCAAGCUGUUCACAGAGCUCUCCUUCACUUCCUUCCAGGGCUUUAUGGUGGCUGUCUUGUACUGCUUUGUCAACAAUGAGGUCCAGAUGGAGUUUCGGAAGAGCUGGGAGCGCUGGAGGCUGGAGCGCUUGAACAUCCAGAGGGACAGCAGCAUGAAACCCCUCAAGUGUCCCACCAGCAGUGUCAGCAGUGGGGCCACGGUGGGCAGCAGCGUGUAUGCAGCCACCUGCCAAAAUUCCUGCAGCUGAGCCCCAGUGCUGCGCUUCCUGUGGUCCUUGCUGCUGGCUGGGUGGCCAUCCCAGGUGGGAGAGACCCUGGGGACAGGGAAUAUGAGGGAUACAGGCACAUGUGUGUGCGUGCCCGCACACCGCACACACACACACACACACACACACACACACACACACACACACACACACGCUUUCCUCCUCCAAACCUAUCAAACAGGCAAUCGGGCAGUGCCUCCUGGGACCACAGACACAUGUUCUCCAAGGAGAACAGCCUGCUAAUUUAAUCUCAGCGACAGGAAGAGAGGAAGAAACAAUUGCUGUUAAGACGAGGAGGACUUCUUCCUGUUAAAGCUGCAAGGCCCUUGGGGUUCCCUCGGACAGAACUGCAAAUCAACCCCGGAACUCUCGCUCAAGGGCAAUUGCUGACGGGUGGAACUUGGGCUUGCGAGAGGAGGCAGGUCCAUGAGAGACCUGCCCUUGGAACCUCAGCCAGCACAGCGCUCAUCGAGGUGAGCUGGCUGUGCUGUGUGCACGGCUGGGGUUGUCACCUACAUCAGCCUUCCUCUCGGACAAGAGGCUUUUCUCUGUGCAUCUGGAGUGCCGCCAUUCCUCCAUCUGCCCGUUCAUCCGCCAUCCUGUCUUUGCCUUGGGGAGGGGGGAGGUUUGUUGAAGUCAUGCCGUGCAGCUCUUUCUGGAAACAUCUGUGGAUGGUGUUGAAGAUAAGCAUGGGGGAGAUACAACAGAGGUAGUCUUUGCCCAUGCCCACUUCUUGCCUGGUCCUUUAAGCCACUUUGCUCUUGGUUUCUGCCCUGCAUGGGUACUACUAGGGCAGGUCCCAAGUUGAGAAGCCCAGAGGUGAGGUGUGAACCCUCAGUUCUGUUGUAAAGAUGCUCAAAUACCCUCUAAGGUUCAUCUAAAGGAGUAACCUGCCUAGGGGUGCUGUUGACCUGAAAUCAAGAGGACCAAAGGAUCCAUUGCCAACACCCCCCAUCCCCCACACACACCUCAUCUGUGACCAGAGUCUAUGCUUUGAAUCAGAAUGGGCUAUAUCCUCUGACCUCAGAGGCUAUGACCCAGAAGAGAUUCUUCCCUGAAUCCUCCCACUUUGCACACAUAUAGACUUUAUCCUUCUUCACUCUGUGUCUAUUCAAAUGUAUAAUUCUGGUUUCUCUCACCCCACGGAAGAACUAGAUCACAGCAACUGUUAUGUUUGAGGGAGUGGGGGAGAAGGUGAUUGAUUUGACCCCCUCUCCCCCACCGGUGUUGAUAAGUAGCGUCUGUCCCACCUCCAGACUCCACCCACACAUAAUGAGCAGCACAUAGACCAGGAUGGGGGAGGGGGGUGGUAUAUCAUGCUUGCCCUCCUCCAACCACUAUGAGAAGGCUAGCAGAAGACACCACUGCACAGACCCAAGUCCAAGGACUGCCUCCCCAGGGAAUUAGGCAGUGACUUCCUAGAGGCCAAGAAAGACUCCAAGAGCUGGAGAAGAAUCCUAGUCAUCUGGAUCUCUUUUGAGGUUGGGGUUGGGGUGGCUUUCAAUGGAUUCUCUCAUGAGGCUUAUCUCUCCCUCAUCCCGUGGAGAGUGGGGGACCCUCCCUAGUGCUCACACUAGACACUGUGCCCCUUGGAGAGGCAUAAGGCAUGUAUGGGAGAUAAUAAUGGGCUAUAAAACAU